This is a messenger RNA of Linum tenue, 285 nucleotides long. Lineage: Eukaryota; Viridiplantae; Streptophyta; Magnoliopsida; Malpighiales; Linaceae. The record is from the annotation of a GenBank genome assembly.
CAAGUGGGGGAAAUAAACUUCCCAGGGUGAUAUUAUGAUGUUUAAGGAGGAUGACUUGCACGAGGGUUUAUCCCGAGGAAGUGCAAUUAUACGACUCCUGGUUAUGUUGAGCCAAUUGUGGCCAGGUCAAGAACAUGUCCAAGUAAUGAAUUAUGAUUAAGCAAGAUGAGAUAUGAAUCAUGUAUAAGGAUACCAAAUAUGAGUGUUUUGGUCUCAUGGUCAAUUACAUAGUAAUUAGGGCUCCCCAUGCUAUUACUCCGUUAUGAUAUGUUAUGUCACACCCCU